This is a messenger RNA of Salvia miltiorrhiza (redroot sage), 3520 nucleotides long. RefSeq names its product putative pentatricopeptide repeat-containing protein At1g13630. The record is from RefSeq and is a predicted model, not a curated record. Gene Ontology annotation, molecular function: protein binding. Bases 134 to 2614 code for a protein of 826 amino acids. NCBI's taxonomy places the organism in Eukaryota, Viridiplantae, Streptophyta, Magnoliopsida, Lamiales, Lamiaceae. The transcript has 6 exons.
GUGGCGACGAACCUUGAAAAAAUGCGGAAUGGUGGCGCAAGCCCAUAAUUUAGCCUGAACCUUCGUCUUAAACCCUAAACCCUAAUACCAAAUUUCCCAUUAUUGCUCCCCUUCUUCGCAGUCAAGAUGCUCAAUGUUCCGGUUAACCACCAGACGACGCCGUCUUCUAUCACCCUUGCUCUUCACCACAUCUCCGGCAUUCUGCUCGAUUAGCGCCGCCGCUGCCGCCGUCACGGAUUUCCCGCAGAACGACGCUGUCUCACAAAUUAUCGGCCACUUCAUCUCUUCUCCCUUUCGUUACAGUCAUAAGCUCUUAUUAAAUUCCCUCAGAAACAGUAAUUGGUUUAGGAAGGAAGUUUCCAAGUUGGGGCCUUCAGAAAUUGACUAUAUCUUUGAUAAAAUUAGCUCGCAAAGUGCAAUUGAGUUCUUCUUCUUGUUGCAAAAUGAGUUUGGGUUCAAACACUCACAGAGCUCGCAGUUCUUCAUUGCGCAUUUAUUGGCGGAGAAGAGGCGGUACCGUGCGCUGCUCUGUCAUAUGCGGAUGGUUGUUCAGGAACAAGGCUCUGGAUCUGCACCCUUGUUUUGUGAGCUGCUUUUAAAAAGCUUUAGGGGCUGGGGAUCAAACCAUGUGGUGUGGGAUAUGCUGGCAUUUGUUUACUCGAGAACUGCUAUGGUUCAUGAUGCUUUGGUUGUGCUGUCAAAGAUGAAAGACUUAAAUAUUCGCCCAUCAAUUAUGACAUACAAUAGUUUGUUGCACAACUUGAGGGAAACUGAUAUUGUGUGGGAUAUCUAUAGUGAACUCGAAGAUAAUGGACCCCAACCAUCUGAGUAUACAAAUUCAAUCUUCCUUGAUGGUCUUUGCAGGCAGUCCUUGUUCCUUGAAGCAAUUAAUUUUCUAAGGGAGAUGAAUAAGGAAAUGACUGAGCCUUGUGUUGUUUGUUUCAACACUUUGAUGUCAGGAUUCUGUAGGAAGGGUUUUAUAGGUAUUUCUAAAUCAUUAUUUGGUAUGAUGUUUAAGUAUGGAUUAAGUCCUGAUAGAUACAGUUACAAUAUUCUCAUUCAUGGGCUAUGUGUUAGUGGUUCAUUGGAAGAAGCCUUAGCCUUUGCGAUUGACAUGGACAAGCAUGGAUUAGAUCCUGAUCAGGUAACAUAUAACAUUCUCGCCAAAGGAUUUUGUUUACUUGGUACAACGGGUGGAGGUUGGAAGGUUUCUAAGAAAAUACUACAGAGCGAAGCAGAUCCUGACCUGCUUACCUACACAAUACUCAUUUGUGGGCAUUGCCAGACAGGUAAUGUUGAAGAGGGUUAUAGGCUGCGAGAGGAGAUGAUGUCUAAGGGUCUCAAGUUAAAUGAUAUCUCAUAUCAUGCGUUACUAAGCGGCUUGUGUAGAAAUGGGCAGAUAAAUGAGGCUGUAUGUUUGCUUUCUGAGUUGAGUACUGACAGGUUAAAACCAGAUCUCUUUAUGUGCUCUAUGGUAUUCCAUGGUCUCUGCAAGCUGGGAGAAGUAGAGAAAGCCAUCCAUCUGUGCAAGGACAUGUUUUUUAAGGAAAACUACCAGAAUUCUUUUCCUCACAGAUCUAUUUUGAUAGGAUUGUGGGAGAAGAGAACUAUGUUUGAGGCUAGAAGUUAUUUUAAUACAUUGACAAAAAGUGGCUUGAUACAGGAUGUUGUACUGUACAAUAUUAUGAUUGAUAGAUAUAUUAAAGUUGGUAAUGUGGCAGAUGCUGUAGGAUUGUACGAAAAUUUAUUGGAGAAAGGGAUUCCUCCAACUGUAGUUACUUUCAACACCCUGAUAAAUGGAUUGUGCAAGGCCAGAAAACUAGCUCAGGCCAGAAAGUGGCUAGAUGACAUGAAGAUGCACAAUGUAGUGCCAACUAUUGUUACGUAUACUACAAUUAUGGACGCCUUUUGUGAAGUGGGAAGUUUAGAAGCUACCUUUGAGUUAUUUGAGGAAAUGGUAAAAAGUGGUAUCGAGCCAAAUCAAGUAACUUACACAGUCCUUAUGAAAGGUCUGUGUAAGCGAGGGAAGCUGGAAGAAUCUGUUGCAAUUCUCCAGAACAUGUUAGCUAAUGGUCUUUCUCCAGAUCAAACUUCCUAUAAUGCUUUGAUCCAAUGCUUUUGUAAAGCUCGGAACUUUGAAAGAGCAUUUCAAUUACAUGAUGAGAUGGUACAGCUUAACAUUAUGCCAAAUAAUGUGACUUAUAAUAUUCUAAUCAAUGGCUUGUGUGUUUAUGGAGAUCUAAUUGUUGCUGAAAAGCUAUUUUGUGAUCUCCAAGGUCAAAACUUCAAAUUGUCGAAAGUUGCGUUUACUACACUUAUAAAAGCAAAUUGUGCAAAGGGAGAUGUUGAAAAGGCUAUGGUACUCUUUCGUCAAAUGGAUGAAACUGGCUUUGUGAUUUCAUUGAAAGAUUAUAGUGCAGUAAUUAAUAGACUGUGCAAAAGAUCUUUGCUAAAUGAUGCUAUGACUUUUUUUCGAAUGAUGCUAGUUGGUGGUGUUGCUCCUGAUCAGCAAAUUUGUUCAGUUAUACACUAUUCAUUACACCAAGCUGGUUAUGUCAUUGCCGAGUUUCAAGUUUAUGUUCUAAUGAUCAAAUUUGGCUUUGAUCCUGGUUGAAUAGUACGAAAUGUGUUUUUGUGGUGUUCAUCACCAAGCUACCUCUAGUAAUCAAAUACUACAAUAAGGAGGACCUUAUUAUCCCUUCUGUUGAAGAGAUCAGAAUCGGGAUAUACAAAGAUUGUAAUAUCGGUGUAAGAUGCAGUAGCACCAACAGGACGAACAAUUUCAAAGUCCUGCUGCUGGUGCUGAUUUUUACUUGUACUGUUGAGGAGUUAGAGAUCCUUGCUGCAUCAGUGCCUUUGCCUUGUUGUUGAACAUAUUUAAGAAAAGAAAUUUUGCAAGGACAGUACUUCCCGAGGAUAGAUUAAACAGAGAUGUCAGACUACCCUUCUCGACCUGUUUUGCUGCGAGUAGAAGGAAGCUAUACAAUGCUGCAAAUGUCCUCUGGAUUCCAUUGUUUUCAAGAGUUGGGUAAUUGAUAGGCCUAAAAUAACACACAUAAAACGGUGGAUUAGGAAUAUGCAACAUGAUUUCUGCUGUGAACUUGGACUAGUUCAAGAGAUGCAAUGCAACCUCUGAAGAUUUGACAUGCAUCCAUAGCAGCAGCUUCAGUCGCGUAAACAGGUUCAAUGUUUUCGAGUUCAGAGCAUUGCUUCCGCAGAGAGCUCAAAUCAGCGAACCUUAACUACAAAACCUCUGAUCAGAUGAUCUCCGCAGCACAGAGGUUCCCUGUUCUGUUGCCUUGUUUGGAGCACGAGAAAAAUGUCAAAAAACCAACUUACAUUUUAGAUGUUUGUUCAUUUUGCCACUGAAAUUUAGUGGAAAGUGACAUUUUGAUACCCAGAAGGAGCUAUUUUGGGGCGGAUUUAUUUGUAUCUCAAUAACAAUACAAGUCUUAGCACAUGUCGUACUUUGCUAAUUUUUGCUUAAUGUAGGAAUACAAUGGUGAUGACAUUACCGAUA